This is a messenger RNA of Labeo rohita (rohu), 6385 nucleotides long. It is a transcript of the gene atp11a, whose product is annotated as ATPase phospholipid transporting 11A. The record is from RefSeq and is a predicted model, not a curated record. Gene Ontology annotation, biological process: phospholipid translocation. NCBI's taxonomy places the organism in Eukaryota, Metazoa, Chordata, Actinopteri, Cypriniformes, Cyprinidae. The transcript has 29 exons. Gene Ontology annotation, cellular component: trans-Golgi network; endoplasmic reticulum; plasma membrane. Gene Ontology annotation, molecular function: ATP binding; ATPase-coupled intramembrane lipid carrier activity; ATP hydrolysis activity. The coding region runs from base 413 to 3928 and encodes 1171 amino acids.
CGGGAGAGCUCUACUACACCGAGAAGGAGAGUGAGUACGUCAGUACACCAGAGAACAGCCCGGAGGGACGCUUGACAAGGAAGAAGUGGCCAGUCCCUUGUUAUAUUAAGGCAAAACCUUGGAAAACGAGAGCUUGUUGUUUUUUUCCCUCGUUCAGUGUGUAUGUAGGUGAAUCCGGAGCAUGUCACUAUGACAACGUUUGGACUUUACAUAGUAGCCUUCUUCAUCACAGUAACAGUAGGUGCUCAAUAGAUACAAUAAUCGCAGCAGUCGCGUAGGACUGUCAGUUGUCAAGCCUAGAAGCCUAGUAGAAGACAGUCAUGGAACAGAGACCUGCUACAACGAUCAGCUAGCGUCUUAUGUACCUAUUCUACAAGAUCAGAGGAGAAACCGAAGACAGCGCACCUGGAGAAUGGAUUUCAGCACCAUUCGGAACCUCAUCACUCGAUACUGUACAGGAGAGGAGAGCUGGGUGGACAGCAGGACAGUUUAUAUUGGACAUAAAGAGCCUCCACCAGGAACAGAAGCGUACAUUCCACAGAGAUUUCCUGACAACAGAAUUGUCUCCUCAAAGUAUACUUUCUGGAAUUUUAUACCGAAGAAUCUCUUUGAGCAGUUCAGAAGAAUUGCCAAUUUCUAUUUUCUGAUCAUCUUUCUAGUGCAGCUGAUCAUCGACACACCUACCAGUCCUAUGACCAGCGGUCUGCCUCUUUUCUUUGUCAUCACUGUCACAGCCAUUAAACAGGGCUAUGAGGACUGGAUCAGGCACAAAGCAGACAACGCUAUAAACCAGUGUCCAGUCCAUGUCAUCCAGCAUGGCAAAGUCGUACGCAAACAGAGUCAAAAGCUACAGGUGGGUGAUAUUGUCCAGGUGAAGGAGAAUGAGACGUUUCCAUGUGACCUCAUACUGCUGUCCUCCAGUAGAGAAGAUGGAACUUGUUUCGUCACCACAGCCAGCUUAGAUGGAGAAUCCAGCCAUAAGACCUAUUAUGCAGUUCAGGACACAAAGGCAUUCAGCGCAGCAGAGGAGGUGGACACACUGCACGCUACGAUAGAAUGCGAACAACCCCAGCCAGACCUGUACAAAUUUGUUGGACGCAUCAAUAUUUAUUUGGAUCGAGACGAGCCCACCGCGAGACCCCUGGGUUCUGAGAACCUGCUGCUACGUGGAGCCACACUGAAAAACACUGAAUACAUACAUGCUGUGGCCAUCUACACGGGCAUGGAAACCAAGAUGGCCCUCAACUACCAGUCCAAGUCUCAGAAACGCUCCGCUGUUGAAAAGUCUAUGAAUGCCUACCUGGUCGUGUACCUCUGCAUCCUGAUCAGUAAAGCUUUGAUCAAUACUGUCCUGAAAUAUGUAUGGCAAGCCAACCCAAACCGAGAUGAGCCCUGGUACAACCAGAAAACUGAGACUGAGAGGCAACGGCAUGUGUUAAUCCGGGCAUUCACAGAUUUCCUCGCCUUCAUGGUUCUGUUCAACUACAUCAUUCCUGUGUCCAUGUAUGUGACUGUGGAGAUGCAGAAGUUCUUUGGCUCGUACUUCAUCCUGUGGGACGAUGACAUGUUUGAUGAGGAGCUCGGAGAGGGACCGCUCGUCAAUACCUCAGAUCUUAACGAAGAACUUGGACAGGUGGAAUACGUCUUCACAGACAAAACUGGCACUUUGACAGAAAAUAACAUGGAGUUGAGGGAAUGUUGUGUGGACGGGCAUGUUUACGUGCCACAUGCCAUCUGUAAUGGGCAGAUCUUACCUGGAGCUGCCGGAAUGGAUAUGAUCGACUCGUCUCCGGGUGUAGACGGAAAGGAGCGAGAGGAGCUGUUUUUCCGUGCGCUGUGCCUUUGUCACACAGUCCAGGUGAAGGAAGAGGAAACGGUAGAUGGCAUUAAGAGAGGAAUCCAUCAGGGCAAAUCCACCUCCUUUUACAUCUCCUCCUCUCCAGACGAGGUUGCGCUGGUGGAGGGCAUGCAAAGGUUGGGCUUCACCUAUCUUCGUCUGAAGGACAGUCACAUGGAGAUCCUCAACAGAGAGGAUGAGAUGGAGAGAUUUGAACUGUUGGAGGUGUUAAACUUUGAUUCAGUGAGGAGGAGAAUGAGUGUUAUCGUACGAUCGAGCUCAGGAGAGUACUAUUUGUUCUGUAAGGGGGCGGAUUCUUCUAUUUUCCCACGGGUGGUUUCUGGAAAGGUGGAGCAGGUCAAAGCGCGAGUAGAGCACAACGCUGUGGAGGGCUUACGGACUCUUUGCGUGGCUUAUAAGAAGCUGACUCAUGAGGAGUAUGAGGAAACAUGCCGUCUCCUCAACAGCGCUAAACUAGCUCUGCAGGAACGCGACAAGAAACUGGCUGAAGCUUAUGAUGUCAUCGAAAAGGAUUUCAUCCUGCUUGGAGCCACGGCUGUGGAAGAUAGGCUGCAGGAUAAAGCGGCUGACACCAUUGAAUCCCUGCACAAGGCUGGUAUGAAGGUUUGGGUUCUCACAGGGGACAAAAUGGAGACGGCAGCAGCCACAUGCUAUGCCAGCAAGUUGUUCCAUCGCAAUACACAGAUCCUGGAACUGACAACCAAGCGGACCGAGGAGCAGAGUCUUCACGACGUCCUGUUCGAUCUGAGCAGAACUGUACUGAGACAGCAUGGCAGCAUGACCAGGGACACUUUCUCAGGGCUCUCAGGUGAUUACCAAGACUAUGGUCUGAUAAUCGAUGGGGCGACGCUGUCAGCUGUGCUGAGGCCGACACAGGACGGAACCAGCAACGGAGGGAACUACAAGGACAUUUUCCUGGACAUCUGCAGGAACUGCAGCGCUGUGCUCUGCUGUCGCAUGGCACCCUUGCAAAAAGCACAGAUUGUUAAGCUGAUAAAAGCAUCGAAAGAACACCCCAUCACGCUGGCCAUCGGGGACGGAGCCAAUGAUGUCAGCAUGAUUCUAGAAGCUCACGUGGGCAUAGGGAUCAUGGGUAAAGAGGGGCGUCAAGCGGCCCGUAACAGCGACUAUGCAAUUACCAAGUUCAAACAUCUGAAGAAGAUGCUGCUGGUACACGGGCACUACUACUACAUCAGAAUUGCUGAGCUGGUCCAGUACUUCUUCUAUAAGAAUGUGUGCUUCAUCUUCCCUCAGUUUCUCUAUCAGUUCUUCUGUGGCUUCUCUCAGCAGCCACUGUAUGACACAGCAUAUCUGACCCUGUACAAUAUCAGCUUUACCUCGUUACCCAUCCUCCUCUACAGUCUGAUGGAGCAGCACAUCAACAUGGACAUCCUCAAACGGGACCCUACUCUCUACAGAGAUAUUGCCAAGAAUUCCCUCCUGAGGUGGCCCACCUUCAUCUACUGGACAUUUCUGGGACUUUUUGAUGCCGUGGUCUUCUUCUUUGGUGCUUUCUUCCUUUUCGACAACACAACGUUCACCAGCAAUGGACAGAUGUUUGGAAACUGGACCUUUGGGACACUUGUAUUCACUGUCCUGGUGUUCACAGUCACACUGAAGCUUGCCCUGGACACACAUUACUGGACGUGGAUCAACCACUUUGUCAUAUGGGGGUCACUGCUUUUCUAUGUCAUCUUCUCCCUCCUGUGGGGAGGCAUCAUUUGGCCUUUCCUGAACUAUCAGAGGAUGUACUAUGUGUUCAUGCAGAUGUUGUCCAGCGGUCCUGCAUGGCUCAGUAUAAUUCUGCUGAUUAUAGUCAGUCUGCUGCCUGAUGUGUUGAAGAAAGUGUUGUGUAGAGCUCUAUGCCCCACCACCACAGAGAGAAUACAGAAUGCCGAUAAGUUGUACAAGGGCCACCUGUCCGAGUUCACCCCCCUGUCCUCCCUCCAUGCUCCACCUACGCGGAAACACGACAGACAUGGCAACGAAAACCAGAACCACACCCACCGCAGGUCUGACUCCUCCCCUCCCAAAAAACUGAUGUGUACCUACUGGGGGGGGCAGGCCUGAUUACUGCACCUUCAGCUCUUUUCUCCGAAUAGGAGAAAACCCGAGAUUCUCUGGGGCAGCUUACGCCUACAGCGCACCGGGGCCCGAGACGUCCGUAUGACGGUCUCUCUAAAAGAAAUAGUCUACUUAUCUAAUCAAAUUCGGCCCUCGAUUAUUCCAGAGUCAAGAUUGGGACACUAUUUGGAGACCAAUCUUGGCUUGUUACCCUUUAUCUGAAACAAAAGCACUGAAAUGCGUUCUUGUGGUACACGCUAAUGGGCUAGCGAUGCUGUGUGUUAAUUUAGAAGCUGGAGGAAGGCCAAACGGAAUUGGCUGCGCCAUCUGCGAGUAUGGCGUACUGCGCUGAGCGGCCUUGGGACCUAUUUACCUUGUUUUCUUUGUGUGUACGUUUAAACGUGAGAGCGUGUUCCCUUUACACUGUGGGUUUACGUGUUUGCUUACCUACCCUUGUAAUCCUUCAUGUGAAAAAUUACUUGAAAACCACACUGGGCAGUAGUAGCACAAACCUUCCCAUCUCAAACGCAACUCCUACCACUAAAUAUUAUGUGGAUGACAGUUAAAAUGGCCUUGGAUGCUCUCAUAACUGACCGUCCUGUUUUUUUUUUCUUCUUCUUUGUUCUCUGUCGUCUCCCCUUCCUUCUUUUUUUUGUCCUGUGCUCCUUCUCUUUUCUUGUCCUACUUUUUUAUAGAACAAACUGGUGUUGCCUUUGCGCAAACCUGUUAUCGAGGAACACUCCAUAGGCUGCGAUUGUCUUUGUCCGAUUGCAUUGUAAGUGGCUACAUUUGGCCAUUUCUGUUGCUGCACUGUACUAGAGCGAACUACUGUAGGUGUGUUUGUGCACGCGUAUGCGUGUGAACGUAGGCCUUUGUUAGAACAACUACGAAAAUACAAAUUGUAACUGGACUGUCAUUAUGCUUCACCCUUUAACUUUCAAAAAAAGGUGGAAAUCCACUCAUGUUCCAAAGUUUGUAAAACCAUUGACUCGUGUCAUCGUGACAACCAGUUACUCUUUCCUAGCUGCUUGACGAUUUGCUUUAAGACUCUGUAGUUCCCUACAUAUCAGUCCUUUAGUUCUUUAGUGUAGAACCAGAUACAGGAUGCUAAAGGCUACGCUAGCCACCUUAGCUUGACUGUUCUGCCUUAAUGCUAACAUUUCCCAUCUUUUACACCGCAGUUUGGAACCAAAGGUUGUGAAAUACGGAGUAUAUAAAUGUGCGUUAGUUGCCUUAUGUUUAAAAAGAAAUGACGGGAAAGUGUUUGACGGCAUUAGAAGAAUCCCACCACACUGCCUUAAGUUGACAUUGCACCAGCUGAGGAUGGAGUGCGAUAAAAGUAGUAUUCAACAUCUUCCAGUGCCACCAACACAGCCCAGGGCUCCUAAAGAUGAACGAAUGAAAUGUAGAAGUUCUGUUGGUGUAAACAUCUUCACAAAAAGUACAAAUUAACUUCUUCGUCAUGAUUGUAACGUCCUAUUUGACUGUUCCCAAAGCUGUUUGUCUGUAUUAAUGUAAGUGUUGGAGCCCUGUGCUGGGUUGUUAUCAUUUCUUUGUUGCACAUUACUAAUUUACAAUCUAAUAUAAAUACGUCAGAUGUAAUUAGCCUGUGAUACUGUUCACAAACAACUCAUUAAACUAACAGCCCAAUCAAGGUCAGCAUCACAGAUGGCCUAUCUUGGGCACUGUGUUCACAGAAAUGGCUCCUUUCUAGUGUGCAAAACACUGAAAAUGAGCUUUUUAAUAUGAUUUCCAAGAAAUGUGCCUCACGCCUGAUGACUUACCUAUUUAAAAUUACAUUUUCAUUAACAUAUUGUGAAGUACAUUCAGUUCCAUUGCCAUCCUAUCAGUGAAUUAAUAUUCACAUUGAUUUGAAUUGAAUUUGAAUGAGUGUGAAUGCAAUUCAGUUUAAAUUCCAGGUAACAUGAUAACAAAUUAAACACACCUGAUCUGUUUAAUAUAACAUUCUCAUAAAAAACAUUGUGAAGUGCAUUCUAUUCCAUCUCUGCCCUAUCAAUGAAUUCAAAUUCAGUUGAUUUGAAUUAAAUUUAAAUUAAGUGUGAAUGCAAUUUAAAUUCCAGAUAACACUAUAAUGAAUUAAACAAACACCUGAUGACUGAUGUUUAAUAUAACAUUCUGAUAAAAAACAUUGAGAAGCAAGUUCAGUUCCAUUUCCGUGCUGUCAAUAAAUUCAAAUUCACAUUAAAUUUAAUUGAAUUUGAAAUGACUGUGAAAGAAAUUCGGUAUAAAUUCCAGGUAACACGAUAACAAAUUAACCGAACAGCUGAUAAGUUACCAGUUUAAUAUAACAUUCUCAUAAUUUUUUUUUUGUCAGUCCUUUCAGUGAAUUCAAAUUCACACUGAUUUGAAUUAAAUUUGAAUUGAGUGUGAAUGCAAUUCAGUUUCAAUUCCAAGUAACAUGAUAACGAAUUAAAUGCCUGAUGACUUACCUGUUUAAUAUAA